This is a messenger RNA of Entrophospora candida, 182 nucleotides long. NCBI's taxonomy places the organism in Eukaryota, Fungi, Glomeromycota, Glomeromycetes, Entrophosporales, Entrophosporaceae. The record is from the annotation of a GenBank genome assembly.
UAUGGUUGAAGUUAGAUUGGAAUAGAGGUUGUAAUAGUUGUUUAGUUUGUGUGAUUUUGGAGGAUCUAUACCAAUUUGAGAUUUCAGAGAUUAUUGAUUGUUGGAUUAUUAGCCAUGGAAUUGUGUCCAAAUUAGAAUUAGCUUGGCAAGAAAAUAGGUGUGUAGUAUUUUCAGGUGAUUGA